This is a messenger RNA of Colletotrichum aenigma, 1689 nucleotides long. RefSeq names its product Glutamyl-tRNA(Gln) amidotransferase subunit A (gene gatA-0). The record is from RefSeq and is a predicted model, not a curated record. The transcript is spliced from 3 exons. The coding region runs from base 1 to 1689 and encodes 562 amino acids. NCBI's taxonomy places the organism in Eukaryota, Fungi, Ascomycota, Sordariomycetes, Glomerellales, Glomerellaceae.
AUGCAAGUCCCGAAUGCUCUUUGCACUCAGACGGUUGGAAGCACUAUCAGACCAGCAUCAUUCACAGGAGUCUACGCCUUCAAGCCAACAUGGAACGCCAUUUCACCCGAAGGCCAAAAGAUGUCGUCAUUAACGCUGGAUACUUUUGCCGUCAUGGCGCGCAGUAUUGCCGACCUCCAACAAGUAGGCAAAGUGCUUGGGCUUCGUGAUGAUGAGCCACCUCGGCAAAUAUCAUUGAAUAAGGCAAUUUUUGCUUUCGUGAAGUCGCCAAUAUGGCCAAGUGCCGGGCCCGGUACCGUUGCGGCUCUGCAACGAGCCGCCAAAAUCCUCAUAAAGGCCGGCGCGCAUGUUGUUGAAGUCACGUUACCCCAUGAGUUCGACGAUAUAAUCUCUCUGCAGAACGAGAUACUGGAGGCCGAAAUUGGUGUAGCUUUCCACAGAGAAUAUAGCACCUCGCGGGACCAGAUCAGUGACUACCUCGCAAGUAUUGCACAGACUGCUCACACGAGGUCGAAGAAAGCAUACGUGAGAGCUCUGGACAAGAUUGCAGCGCUGAGACCAAAGAUGGACGAGAUCGCUGACCGGUACACGGCGAUUGUCACACCCAGUGCCAUAGACGUGGCACCUAAAGGGACGGGGACCGGUAGCUCAGACUUCAACGCCAUGUGGACGGCCCUUCAUAUGCCCGUCAUCAACGUUCCCGGAUUUAAGGGCAAACUUCCUGCUCUCAACCUGACGCCACCGCUCGUCCCAAAUCCAUCCGGCAUAGGACGCAUUUACGACGUUGGACCGGAUGCCGUUCGUCUCAAAAAGGGUGAUCUCGCAUUCGUCGACGGCUUGAUCAGGGCUAGAGACGACGCGAAUGUCGCCCUCAUGCCCGGCCACAUGACUGGAGGUCAUCCAAACGCCCAGAAGCUCAUGAGAGGGGUUUGGCGAGACGGUUCCUGGCAACGAUAUCAAAAGGUUCCACUGGAAACCUGCUUUCUACUUGAUGAGAAGCGUCUCUGCGGCGACUUGGGCUACAACGAAGCUGUCCUCCACACCAUUGCGCACUAUGCCGUGGCUGCCGGCGCUUUACUAGAAGCCGCUCGAGUCAAGACUGCUGAGGUCGUCGUUGUCGGACCUUCUGGUGGUUCAUUUGGUGGUUCAGCGGUCGAGAUUGCUCUCGCUGUUGGUGCUGAGGUGAUCGCGUUGGGCCGGAGUGAAGGCAAAUUGGCAGCGAUGCGGGAAAAGCUUGCAAACCCUCGCCUGAAAACCGUCGUCAUGACUGGAGACGAUCAAGUUGACGCCGCAGCCAUACUGAGGGCAACGCCAAACAACAGGGGCGCCGAUAGGUUCAACGAUUGGACUCCAGGGGAGCUGGCAACGCCGCCAUACCUCUCAGCUGCGGUCUUGGCCAUGAAGCAGAGUGGAAGGAUCGUACUAAGUGGAGGAGCGGGAGACAAAUGCCGCCUUCCAUACGGGCUUCUUAUCUUGAAAAACAUCCAACUGAUCGGCAAAUGGAUGUAUGAGCGUCAGACGCUUGGUCAGGUCAUCAAUAUGAUCACUCAGGAGCAGUUGAGAAUUGGCCAGGAAAGUGGAACAGAAAUCACGACUUUCGGUUUAGAUGGCCACGAGGAUGCCUUGGAGCAUGCACGCAAACAUGGGGGUUGGAGAUCUUACACCGUCAUUGAGCCUAACCGUGACUGA